CGUGCCUUUGUGCGUUCUAUACAGUAAUAAAAAUGGACGAUUACCCAAAAAUUAAAAAUACAAAAGCCCCGGACGUGGCCGUCAGCGCUGUAUUAGUACCGAGCCAAGAUUUACCCGCCGAAACACCCACAGUCUCCGGAUAUGAUUGGGAAAACGGUACUGAUUACAACAAAAUCUUGGAUAGUUAUACAUGCUCUGGUUUCCAGGCCACCAGCUUCGGGAAGGCAGUACAAGAGAUAAACAAAAUGCUCAAAUGUAGAUCUGUAACUCUGACUGAAGAAACCAGCGACCCGUAUGAAGAGGAUGCCUUUAUUAAGAAAAAAACUAAUUGUACAUUAUUUUUGGGAUACACUUCUAACAUGAUAUCGUCUGGUCUGCGCGAAACGAUUACAUUUUUAGUGAAAAACAAGCUCGUUGAUUGUAUAGUUACCACAGCUGGGGGUGUGGAAGAGGAUCUCAUAAAAUGUCUCGCACCUACAUAUGUAGGCGACUUUAAUUUAAGUGGCAAAAUGCUGAGAACUCGCGGCAUUAAUAGAAUCGGUAAUUUAUUGGUACCGAACGAUAAUUACUGCCGUUUCGAGGAGUGGGUUACUCCUAUACUUGAAGAAAUGCUCGACGAGCAGAUCAACGAAGGUACUGUUUGGACCCCAUCGAGAAUUAUAGCACGAUUAGGAGAGAGAAUAAAUAAUGAGAGUUCCGUCUGUUACUGGGCAUGGAGAAAUAGUAUUCCGAUAUUCAGUCCGGCCUUAACUGAUGGUUCGCUUGGUGAUAUGAUGUAUUUUCACUCCUACAAACGUCCAGGACUCGUUAUAGACAUAUUGGGUGAUUUACGCAGAUUAAACACUAUGGCUGUUAAAGCUAACAACACAGGAAUGAUCAUAUUGGGUGGUGGUGUUAUUAAACAUCAUAUAUGUAAUGCAAAUUUAAUGAGAAAUGGCGCUGAUUUUUCUGUAUAUGUUAAUACUGCUAAUGAAUUUGAUGGAAGCGAUUCUGGAGCGCGCCCAGAUGAGGCAGUCUCAUGGGGCAAGAUUAGAACAAAUGCAACACCAGUAAAAUUGUAUGCCGAUGCCACUCUAGUAUUCCCUUUGCUUGUGGCUCAAACAUUUGCUAAAUACCACUUCAGUAGUAAAAAAAAUGUAUAAUUCUCUGUUAUUUAUUAAUUAUUUUAU
Molecule: messenger RNA, 1169 nt
Organism: Achroia grisella
Lineage: Eukaryota; Metazoa; Arthropoda; Insecta; Lepidoptera; Pyralidae
Gene: Dhs
Product: probable deoxyhypusine synthase
Exons: 1
Coding region: 33-1142 (369 amino acids)
Biological process (GO): peptidyl-hypusine biosynthetic process
Cellular component (GO): cytoplasm
Molecular function (GO): deoxyhypusine synthase activity
Source: RefSeq, a predicted model, not a curated record